AUGCUUCGUCGUAAAAAGCGUUCACGACGAAGUAAUAGAAGAUUAGCAAGAGCAAUAAUGAAAGCUUUAUUUACUGAUGAGACAAUAAAAAAAUUGGAUAUUUUAAUUGGUUAUUUGGUAGUUGGAUUUUCUUAUCUCAUGUUUAUUGCCAUCCCUAUAUUUGCUUACAUAAUUGAAAUUCACUGCGCUGUUCCUGAAUUCACUUGGUUUAGAAAUCUUUGGCCAUUUGGAGGACAAGGACAGAAUAAUGGGGGAAAUAAUGGAGGAAAUCAAUUCGGUCAACCAAUACAACCACAAAUACAGCAACCACAAAUGCGCCCACAAAUACAGCCACCACAGAUGCGCCCACAACUACCACCUCAAAAUAUGAUUCCCCAACCUCAUCCACAACAUAAUUUGCCUCAACCUCGUCCACCAAUACCAUGGUUUCAACAUCGACCACAACAACAAGCUUCUUCAUAUGCCGAUAUUAGUUAUACCAAUAUGCCGUCUUCUUCUGAUCCAUUGUCUUUCUAUAAUCGAAGCUACAAUCCACGAACAGGACAUCAAUCUGGCUUUCAGCCAUAUGUACUAGACGAUUCUGAUGAAAGUAUUAUUUCAGAUGGACAUUCACCAUCCCCAGAAUAUUCUUUCCAAGAUCGUAAACGUCGUUCUGUUUCUUUAAUGAGCCAGAAUCAUAAAGGAAAAGAGAAAAAUGGAGAAAUUAUUAAUUCUGAUAUUUCAAACAAGGAUGCUAGUAAAAAUCGAGAUACCAAGUUAAAAAAGAGUGCCAAGAAGAUUACAAAGGACAAAACAGAACAACAAAAAUCGGAUAAAAAAUUUAAAGGUUUUAUGAUUAAAAAUUUUGAAAUUUAUUACAAAUUAGUAAAAUUAUUAGGGCUGUUUUUGGCCCACUUUGAUAAAGUCUAA
Molecule: messenger RNA, 909 nt
Organism: Meloidogyne enterolobii
Lineage: Eukaryota; Metazoa; Nematoda; Chromadorea; Rhabditida; Meloidogynidae
Source: the annotation of a GenBank genome assembly